AUGCCUCAGCCGAUGGGUUCAAGUAGUGUUGCAACGAGGUACAACGCCGAGUCGCCCAAGUCACCAAUAUUCUCAGACUCAAAAGUAACAUGCAGCGAACCGCCGAGUUUCAUAACGCUUUUGGAGUUUUUUAAGAGUACUAUGAGAGAAAUAUGCUCGCCGAUAAAUCUGCAUCGGAUAUUCCAUGGUUUGGAUCUUUUAAUGUUUUUUUGCAUGUUUGGUGGAACAUUUAUCGCUGGAUAUCUAAAUGACAAAUAUGACCCAAAGGUUCGCAAGUUAAAUCCACCAUGA
Messenger RNA from Botrytis fragariae, 291 nucleotides. Its product is annotated as putative mfs monocarboxylate protein. The record is from RefSeq and is a predicted model, not a curated record. The transcript is spliced from 2 exons. Lineage: Eukaryota; Fungi; Ascomycota; Leotiomycetes; Helotiales; Sclerotiniaceae. Bases 1 to 291 code for a protein of 96 amino acids.